Danio aesculapii is the source of this 2068-nucleotide messenger RNA. It is a transcript of the gene rab39ba, whose product is annotated as RAB39B, member RAS oncogene family a. Gene Ontology annotation, cellular component: Golgi membrane. The transcript is spliced from 3 exons. Gene Ontology annotation, molecular function: GTP binding; GTPase activity. Bases 341 to 982 code for a protein of 213 amino acids. Gene Ontology annotation, biological process: Rab protein signal transduction. NCBI's taxonomy places the organism in Eukaryota, Metazoa, Chordata, Actinopteri, Cypriniformes, Danionidae. The record is from RefSeq and is a predicted model, not a curated record.
GGAUGAGUCAGGCUAUAUGAUGCUGAUGAUACUGCCAUUUCAUCAGCACAUUUUCACAAACAUCUCGUUAUCUCUAAUGAUGAGACUGACAAUAUGAAUUUACAAAGAAUUUACGGGCAGUAGCAGAUCUUGAUGCAAACGCCUCAGAUCGACCAUGGUCAUUCGUUUGGUCAUUUAGUGCACAUUCAAAGCGGGACUAGUAGCACAAUUAUCCUCAAAAACGCUUGGAUGCCUUGCCUGGGAUCGUCACGGUGUUAAUGCUUCCUGAUUGAAAGAAAGCGAAGAAUAUGGGGCUUGCCAUCCACAUACAGUGAGAAGCACAACGAAGAUCAAGUAAGAUAUGGAAGCUAUAUGGCUGUACCAGUUCAGACUGAUUGUCAUUGGCGACUCGACGGUGGGGAAGUCUUGUUUGAUCAGACGCUUCACAGAAGGACGUUUUGCACAGGUGUCUGACCCGACUGUUGGCGUGGAUUUCUUCUCCCGGCUGGUGGAGAUUGAACCUGGCAAGCGCAUCAAGCUUCAAAUCUGGGACACAGCAGGCCAGGAGAGAUUCAGAUCUAUCACAAGGGCUUAUUAUCGCAAUUCAGUGGGUGGCCUUUUGCUUUUCGACAUCACCAACCGGCGCUCAUUCCAGAAUGUGCACGAGUGGCUGGAGGAGGCGCGCAGUCAUGUACAGCCGCACAGCAUCGUCUUCAUCCUGGUGGGACACAAGUGCGACCUGGAGCAGCAGCGGCAGGUCAGCCAGCAGGAGGCCGAAAAGCUGGCGGCCGCUUACGGCAUGCGCUACGUGGAGACGUCAGCCCGCGACGCCAUAAACGUGGAGAAAGCCUUCACCGAGCUCACACGAGACAUCUUUGAGCUGGUCAAAUGUGGAGAUAUUACCAUCCAGGAGGGUUGGGAGGGGGUCAAGAGCGGCUUUGUGCCCAAUGUGGUGCAUUCGUCCGAGGAGGUGACCAAGAGUGACCGCCGCUGCCUCUGUUGAUCACCAUACUCUCGUUUCACCAUACUUUACUGCAACUCCAGCGCCGUCCUUCUCCCUCCCACUGUCGCCAAACCCACAAAUACUCUCCAUCCUCUCAACUAGUGUCUCCUGCUUCCAUAGUUACUUUAAACACACUUCCUGUUCGCUGAAAUACUGUGAGCUGCAGAUCUGCAAACUUUAGUAAAUCUGGAGAACUCACUGAAGCUUUGAUUAGUCUGCAGAAUGGAGUUGUGGGAAAGGUUGGAGUAAACGAUUGCAGGAACACAACGAUUCUUUGUUUACACUAAAUGUUCAGGCAGUGAUUUGAGAACAUGAGAAGAUCAAGGCGUAUGUCACAAUGGACUGAAUAGCCCUUUAUGUGUUCACUAAAGUUAGCCUUUUAAAAAUGAUUUUCGGUGAUUGCUCUUUUUGUUUGUUUGUUUGUUAUUAAAGAGCUUGUUUGAUGAGGGAAAACGGAGAACAUUCUGUCAUCAUUUACUCACGCUCAUGUUGUUUCAAAUACACAAGACUCUUGUUUGUAUUUUGUCCUCAAAUUUGAGAGAUUUCUGUCUCUCCACUGAUAGAUUGUUCAUUUGAAAAUCUGAUGGUCAAAAAGUAAACCGAUACGAAUUAAGUUGGUUUAAUCCAAAUAAUCUGAAGAGAAAUAAUCAGUUUACAUGAUGAACAGAGUUAAGUUUUUAUUCAGAAUUAAACAUUAAAGGGAUAGUUCACCCCAAAAAUGAAAUUUACUCACACUUAAGUGGUUCAAAACGUUUAUUUAUUCUGUUGAAAAUCCAUUGUAUCAAUGAAGCCAUUGAUAUCCAUAGUAGGAACUUUAAAAAUACUAGGGAUGUCCCGAUCAGAUUUUUCUGCCCUCAAAUCCAAAUGUGAGUUAUCUGGUUUUGAGCAUAUACCGAUAUCGAAACCUGAACCGAUAUUUCUAUAAUACAAAAAAAGAAUAAAAAAGAGCGAAGAAACAGAUGCAGGAUGUUUAAUUCACCUUAUUUUAACAUUCAACAACUCUGUUAACAAACAGAGCACUGCUGUGAGGUAGCCUGAACAAUCAAAUAAUAAAUAACAUCAAUACUUUUUUUGGUUUGGACUUGA